AAGAGGAAAUGACGGACAAUAGAAGCUACUCUAAUCCACCAGACAAAUUUCCUGUCUUCUCUGAUUCUACCCACUUGCCGCUGCCCAGGUCUUUCUAUCUGGACCCCAUGGUCACUUUCCACCUGUAUCCUGAAGCCCCAGUGCCAUCCCCUUACUCUGAAGAGCUGCCAUUACUGCCUUUUUCCAGUGACUCCCUGAUCAUGGAAAAUUAUGGUGAACCCUGCUCCUUCCCAUUCCCAAUGCCUUACCCAAACUACAGAAGGUGUGAAUACUCCUAUGGGCCAGCCUUUAUCCGGAAACGGAAUGAGCGGGAAAGGCAACGGGUAAAGUGUGUCAAUGAAGGCUAUGCCCAACUGCGACAUCAUCUGCCAGAGGAGUAUCUGGAGAAACGACUCAGCAAAGUGGAAACCCUCAGAGCUGCAAUCAAGUACAUUAACUACCUGCAGUCUCUUCUGUGCCCUGAUAAACCUGAGACCAACAAUAACCCCAGGAGAGGCUCCUCCCUAAUGGCAACCACCAGUCACCAUGCUGACCCUAUUUUUAAAAUCAUUUGAAUCAGCAUUUCCAAAUGGAAACAGAUACUUUCACAAAAUAAGGUCUCUCACAGCAUCCUUUAAUAGUUCUUCCUAAAUGUAAUUUCCAUGUAGGCAGAUACUAGCUCCCCUGCUAACCUAUGCUGGAUUUUUCCUACCUGGGUUUCAGAUGUACUAAACAUUAUCUUAUGUAGACUGUGAAAAUGCUUGGCUCAUUUCUUUUGAGAGCUCUAGAAGAGCAGAAUGGAUUCCCCAAGGUCCUCUGUACCUCUCACCCUGC
Sciurus carolinensis (gray squirrel) is the source of this 813-nucleotide messenger RNA. RefSeq names its product achaete-scute family bHLH transcription factor 3 (gene Ascl3). Gene Ontology annotation, molecular function: protein dimerization activity; RNA polymerase II transcription regulatory region sequence-specific DNA binding; DNA-binding transcription factor activity, RNA polymerase II-specific. Gene Ontology annotation, biological process: regulation of transcription by RNA polymerase II; developmental process. Bases 9 to 554 code for a protein of 181 amino acids. The transcript has a single exon. NCBI's taxonomy places the organism in Eukaryota, Metazoa, Chordata, Mammalia, Rodentia, Sciuridae. The record is from RefSeq and is a predicted model, not a curated record.